UAUUGGCAUUGCUAUUCCGAGACCAGACCUGAGUUAGUUAGAACUGUCAGUUGAGAAUAGCCAAUAUCAAUCCAGUGUUCUUCACUUUUCUCUUCCUAUAUUUGGUUGUUUCCGUUUACAGAAGUAUUUAAAGGCUGAUAGCUACUUGACGCUAGCUGCAUUAGUUGGUUAACUGUAGAACCCGACCAAGAACCUUCGCUACUUAAAUCCUGACGAAAAAAUUGCCAAGAGAUUCACGUAUCAAAAAAUGAAACAUUCUUUGUCGCCGAAAUGGAUGAUAAAAUCCCUCAUUGCGUUACUUCUACUUUGUGUUGGAGUUUUCUGCCAAUCAGACGAGUCGACAUCUUCAUGGGCCAAACUCCAAAUUUCACCCAGCGAACUCUGUUCUAUGCCCCACGGAAGUUUCAGAGUCAACAUUUACGAACACGCAAACAAUAACAAGGCAACAACGACAAAAUCAAGUGCCAAAAAAUAUUUUUAUGCGCCCAUCGCCCUGCUGGACCACCAAAGCGCCACAAAUUACUACAACAACGUCACAAAACAGCCCGAGGUCCAUUUCCGCGUUGAAAUGUGGAACCCAAAAGUCGAGAGCGAAGUCGUCAAAUACUUGACCGAAUUUCUCAGUCAGCCGAUCAAAUCCAAUCAGGUUCAAGUCAUCCCAUUCGAUAAAGUGAUCCUGGCCAGCACGUCACCGUCCACCAGCUUCUCACUGAAAUCAAAUUGGCUCCCGUAUCAACUGGACAAGUCGCUCCAGUUGACACUUUCCUGUUUCCACCAACGAGAUUGCAACCAACUGGCAGCCGCCAUGCGGACCAAACCUGAGCAAUUCAACGACUUUAAACUCCUUUUCAGUUUGUCUUCGCAGACGUCGCAAACCAAACAGACGGUCAUCCGCAUCGACAACAUCGUCUCCGGACAAAUGAUGGCGCAAAUGUUGCAGAAAUUCAACGAAAACACCAAAGAAGCUCUGCUAACGGCCAGUGAUGAGAAGAAACUGCUAACGGAAUCGAUGACCAACGUGUUGGUCGACACGUUUGACGACUCGGACGUCGUUUCCCAAAAUUCAGAGUCGCAAAUCUACAACAUGUUGAAGAAUUUUCUCGUCUCGUCCAGGACGACCAUCAAAGAGCAAAGCGACAAAAUGUGGGACUCGGUUUUUUGGAACGACGACAACUACCGACCGGACAAGACCACCAAGACGAUGAACGACAUUUACAAGAAAUUGGACAAGGAAGACCAGAAAAAGUUGAUUGACACGUUUCAAAAUACCAACACAUUUGAUUUUGGCGCAGAGGCUAGUGUCGUGGGCAUUGGCUCGUUCGAAACAAAAUUCAAAAAUGAACUUUCCCGCCACGGUUCGACAACAAAGGAAGACAUCAACAAACUUUUCCAGGAAAGUAAAAAUCACGGCGAAUGGGACGGGGAAAAAUUUGUUCCCAAACCGCUGGCCCUCAGCAGAGUCAAUUUAGCAAAACUGCGGGACACGCAAUCCUUCCAGGAUCGCAAAGUGAGCGUCCGCUACUUGACCGCCGUCCUGUCAACUCCCAUCCAUUUCAUAGAAAACUCUGAGCUGACAGCCACGGAUGAAUGGCAAGAGUUGAAAGACGAAUUAAAAGAAACACAAAAUCGUUUAUCAGACGCUUUGGAACGUAUCCAAAAAUCGGAAAAGCAGCUAAACGACACAAACGCAACUGUUUUCAAUUUGAUCAACGAUGUAAAUGGUAUGUUGGGCGCUUACAAACCCGACCCCUGGCAACUUUGAAAUACCGUGGCGCCACCUAGUGAGCGUAUGUGUAACUACCUGUAUAGGGUAUGCUUCUACACCAGCCACCGUGUAGUGUAGUGUAUUUUGUGUAGUGUAGUGUGUUGUAUUUUGUCGAUUUGGCAAUAUAAAAUCACAUUUGAUAAAACAUCGAGGUAAAUUCAUGAAUCAUUUGGACGCUUUUGGUAUUUUAACACGGUCUGA
Molecule: messenger RNA, 1966 nt
Organism: Daphnia pulex (common water flea)
Lineage: Eukaryota; Metazoa; Arthropoda; Branchiopoda; Diplostraca; Daphniidae
Exons: 5
Coding region: 248-1762 (504 amino acids)
Source: RefSeq, a predicted model, not a curated record